GCCGCUCCGCCCCUCGCUGCCCCGGGGCUCCGAGGGCCGGGGACUCAGGCCGAGCGCCGCGCACCCCGCCGCGAGCGUCGCAGCGCAGCCUCCCGCCGGUUGUAGGGUCCAGGCCUCCAUGAGGAGCCCAGACAUGGAGUUGUUCAAGCAACAGAAGGUGGAGGACUUUUACGAUAUUGGAGAGGAGCUGGGCAGUGGCCAGUUUGCCAUCGUGAAGAAGUGCCGGGAGAAGAGCACAGGGCUGGAGUUCGCAGCCAAGUUCAUCAAGAAGCGACAGAGCCGGGCCAGCCGGCGGGGCGUGUGCCGGGAGGAGAUUGAGCGGGAGGUGAGCAUCCUGCGGCAGGUGCUGCACCCCAACAUCAUCACGCUGCACGAUGUCUACGAGAACCGCACCGAUGUGGUGCUCAUCCUUGAGCUGGUGUCUGGAGGAGAGCUCUUUGAUUUCCUGGCCCAGAAAGAGUCACUGAGUGAAGAGGAGGCCACCAGCUUCAUUAAGCAGAUCCUGGAUGGGGUGAACUACCUGCACACAAAGAAAAUCGCUCACUUUGAUCUCAAGCCAGAAAACAUUAUGUUGUUAGACAAGAAUAUUCCCAUUCCACACAUCAAGCUGAUUGACUUUGGCCUGGCUCAUGAAAUAGAAGAUGGAGUUGAAUUUAAGCACAUUUUUGGGACACCAGAAUUUGUUGCUCCAGAAAUUGUGAACUACGAGCCCCUGGGGCUGGAGGCUGACAUGUGGAGCAUCGGCGUCAUCACCUACAUCCUCCUAAGCGGAGCAUCCCCUUUCCUGGGAGACACGAAGCAGGAAACCCUGGCAAACAUCACAGCAGUGAGUUACAACUUUGAUGAGGAAUUCUUCAGCCAGACUAGCGAGCUGGCCAAGGACUUCAUUCAGAAGCUUCUGGUUAAAGAGACCCGAAAACGGCUCACAAUCCAAGAGGCUCUCAGACACCCCUGGAUCACGUCGAAAGGAGAAGCCAGAGCCCCUGGGCAGUGGAAGACGCAGACCCCCCAGCUGAAGACCAAGCGCCUCAGAGAAUACACCCUCAAAUGCCAUUCCAGCAUGCCCCCCAACAACACCUAUGUCAACUUCGAGCGCUUUGCCCACGUGGUAGAGGACAUAGCUCAGUUGGACCAGGGAUGUCGCACCCUAGCAGGGGCCCAUGACACUCUCCAGGAUGAUGUGGAGGCCCUGGUCUCCAUCUACAAUGAGAAGGAGGCUUGGUACCGGGAGGAGAAUGAGAGCGCCCGGCACGACCUGUCCCAGCUCAAGUACGAGUUCCGCAAGGUGGAGUCCUUGAAGAAGCUCCUGCGGGAAGACAUCCGGGCCACCGGGUCCAGCCUGGGAAGUGUGGCCAGAAAAAUGGACCAUCUGCAGGUGCAGUUUGAGGCUCUGAGGAAGGAGCUCUCGGCAGACCUGCAGUGGGUGCAGGAACUGAUGGGCAGCUUCCGGCUGGAGAGUGGAGAGACAGCUGGCCUAGGCUCUGUGCUCCGCUGGGACGCCAGCGAGUCCCUGUCAGAGCUGCUGAGCAGGUCACACACCGAGGAAGUUCUGGCCGGCUUGAAGCUCUGAGCACCUCACCCUAGUCAGUAAUGUGUGCAGGAUGGUUUGCCAAGCGCGCUCUUGUCUGCACCAGCUAGAAUCAUCCUGCAGGGCGUGGGUCUGCAUCGCAGCCUUCCACCCCCUCCCCAGAAGCCACUGUCACAGAGCUGCCACUGUGUCUAUUCUGUACCUCCUCUUGCCAACCUGCUUUUCUGAGAAGUGCUGGCAGAGCAGCCAAGCUGUGAAAACAAUUAGAGAUGAAUACCCCUCAGCAGCCCACUUUCCCAGAGGGAGGACAGACGGCUGCCCUGGGGAGAGGCUUGAUAACUGAUUUGUGAUGAUGGAUGUGCUCACCUCUCACUCCCACCCACAGGCUGUUUGACUGCAGAUCUUGGGUAGUAGUUGAAUUAAGUAAGGAUAACGAAGUCAGCAUGGUGCUUUCCUGCUGCAGAAGCAGGGAUUUAAAAUGCACAGAGAAAAUAAUAUUGCCUUUCGUUUGAACUGACUUCUUACUUAGCAAGUCUUUGUGUCUGUGACCUCACUUGAUCCCCAAAGCGGUCUGAACUUGGAAGGUGGGUGAUGAUAGGAUGAGGGUGACAUGAUGAUUUCCACCUAAGUGAGAAGGAAAUUGACUCUGAGAGGGAGAAUGACUCAGGAUCAUUCAUAGCCAGUUGAUACAGCUGGAACAGAAACCCUGGGUGCCCGUCUCCCAGCGGAGUUCUGUGGGAGGAAGUAGGAGGCUUAGCUGUAAAUAUUAAACUUUAAUAUUAAAGUUCAGAUCCCGGACACCAGGUAAGCAGCUGCAUAUGUUUGGCCAGGUGUGGGCAGAAAGCAGACACCUGCAGAGAUUGUUCCGGGAGCUGUGUCCCAGAUAGCGCUGUGUUCCUACCAGCCCUGUCUCAGUCUGAAGACCACCUUCACGACAGGAGGGAAGGGGUGGCAGCUCCCUGUGCUCCAUCCUUCCCCCCGCAGCUCCUGUCUAAGGAUCCCAACUUUGUGUUGAGAAUGAAGACCGAAAGGGGCUCAAUAAAGAGAUUCCUUUUCCUAAAUGCUAGGCCAGUGGGCCCUGAAGGUCUAAGAAAUACCAUGAGAGUUUUUGAAGUGGGUGGACAUGAAGAUUGGGAAGCACCAGGCUCUGUGAUCCCAUCACAACCCAAAGCUUUGCGCAUCCCACCUCCAGAACUCUAUGAUCUCAUCUCUCUUUCCCUCUAGGAGGGACAAGUCAGUAUUAAUAUUAGACAGGGCAUGGAAUACAGACCCAGCACUGAGCUAGAAGCUUGGGGUUGGGGUAAAAGACUAUAUAAUUUGGAGCUAUUCACAGCCUCACAAAACAUACCAGUCAGAAAUUUGAAUAAAAUGUUAUUCCCAGUUUAGAACAGAGAGGCUAUGUGAUUUGACCCAAAUCAUAUAAGGCACAAAAGUGGGGGCCUUCUGAUGACAAGUCUGUGGCUCUUUCUGCUUCUCCCAAGUAACCCCCUGCUCCAGAAGUUUACCCUCUGUUGUGGAGGCAGAUGAUACUCUAAGUCACCCAUCUAUUCACAGAUAAUUAUCAGGCACUACCAACUCGUAGACACUGAGAUUGAGUUUGAGGAUAUGCCGAGUAAAACCAUCCUGAUUCCUGCCUUCUUGGUCCAGUGCAGGAGCCCAGCAUUGAUGAAGAAUCACACACAUGUAGAAUGCAGCUGGACAGAUGCUAUGAGAGAGAAACAGCAGCCUGCCCUGGGGUUUGAUCUGGAAGGGCAGGUGUCCUUGAAGCAGGGGACACUGGCCCUGAAAUCUGCUAAGCAACAGGGCCAUCAUCUCAAGGCGCUGUGACCAGAGAGGAACAUGGAAGGCUGGACAUGCAAGGACCGGGGGAAAGCUGGAGGGGAAAGAGUAGGACUAUGGUGUAAUUGUGAGUGGAGUGGAGACAGGACCAGCAGGGCUUUGGCCAUGUUAAAGAGCUCUGCUUUCAGGCCGGGGAUUAACUCAGUGGUUCCACCGCCUGCCCCUCAAGCCCAAGAACCUGAGUUCGAACCUCAGUACCAAAAAAAGAAAAAAAAGCUCUGCUUUUGUCCCAGAGUCAUGGGAAGCCACUGAAGGGACCUGGGCUGGUUCUGGAGGGGAAAGGCCCAGUGAGGGGCACAGCCAGGGAGUUGUUUCAGACAACAUAUGAAAUAUGGACCUCAUGAAACAUUUCCUUUACAACCUGAUCUCCUUUUCUAUUAGUAUGAUGGGUCAUUUCAAAUAUAUAUGGCUGGGGAUUUAGCUCACUGGUUUCGCCGCCUGCUG
Messenger RNA from Heterocephalus glaber (naked mole-rat), 3811 nucleotides. RefSeq names its product death associated protein kinase 2 (gene Dapk2). Lineage: Eukaryota; Metazoa; Chordata; Mammalia; Rodentia; Bathyergidae. Gene Ontology annotation, molecular function: protein serine/threonine kinase activity; ATP binding. Gene Ontology annotation, biological process: positive regulation of apoptotic process; intracellular signal transduction; protein phosphorylation. The record is from RefSeq and is a predicted model, not a curated record. Gene Ontology annotation, cellular component: nucleus; cytoplasm.